Molecule: messenger RNA, 2626 nt
Organism: Geodia barretti
Lineage: Eukaryota; Metazoa; Porifera; Demospongiae; Tetractinellida; Geodiidae
Source: the annotation of a GenBank genome assembly
GACCAACGCUACCCCCCCGAAAGAGACAAAGGGACGACAAACCGUCAAUUGUACCUCUCCGCUGGGCUCCCAGAGGAGACGAGAUGAGUCGACCAGAAACCACAGAAGACUUGGAGUUCAACCUUUUCUACCAGGCGAUUCAGACCCGCUUCCUACAGCAGUACGAGCAUGCCCAGCAGAACUGCUGGCUCGUGUGCAUCCCCAGAGCGACGUCCCUGACCGGCUGCAGCCUCACUCGCAGCUUUGUGGAUAUGCACAUGCUGCAGCCGUCUGUCUACCUCAAGGAUCAAUACACUGCCGUGUGUAACGGUCAGAGGCUCGACUGGCAGCUACGAGGAGGCCAGCUGGACUGCGUGUCUAGCUCAGGGACAUCUCUAAGUAUUCAGGUCCUCUCUGAGGAACUUGCAUACAACAGACAACUGCAGCAGUUCAAGAUGUUUAUAGUCGAUCGCCCUCUUGACCCUAAUUACAAGCCGUCCGGUGUAAGAGGCAGUCAUUACUUUGCCACAAAGACGAGGAGGAAGUUUGAAGAACACGUCCAUUUUCUAAAGUCUUUUGAGAAUCAUAGAGAGCCUCUAAGAGACCUAGAUAACAGAGUAUCUGGGUUCCUCCAGCACUAUCUCAUAGUAGAACAGGAGAACCUCCUCGGGGAGACAGCCAGUAAACUCGGGUCCACCACUAAACAGGCACAUGCUAGUUUUCUCGAAGCCAACAGGAGAGACGGGAGACUGGAAGACCGCAGGGUACACGAAGCUGUCUGGCUAUCCAUGGAAAGCUACCUGAUGGAGAAGGUUCACUCCAAGGUGUUCCCGGCCCUCUGUCGCGUCCACAAGAGACAGAACGACGACCUCGUCCAGCGCUCCAAGUACCUACGAGGGACACUCACCCCCAGCGGAGUGGGCGUGUCAGAGGACUACAACUGUCCCUACGGUCAGACUCUGCUCCACCUCAACCAACUGGAGAGCUUCAAGUCUCCUCUGGAACAGCUCUACUGCCUACAAGAUGCCAUGGAGUGUAUACAGCAAGAUGCAAGAGAGCAUUUCACCAAGACUCUGAGACAUGGAGAACCUACUCCACUGGCUUCGGAUGACCUCAUCGCAUUACUGGCCACCAUUCUCACCCAAUCUAACUGUGGUACGUAUGUACGUAAGUUGCACGUAAAUUUGACACGACAUUUAGUUUUCGCGAGUUUGGGAGUCUUAAAAGAAAAAAUUCCGGGGUAAAUUGGGAAUGCUUUCGUAGGGACGGUUAGUCUGUCUCCCACAGCUCCAUGAGAAUCUUGAUGACCUUGAGGUUGUUUGGGCAAUUUUAUACAUACUAGCUCAUGCUGCAAUCUCCAUCUCCAUUAUCUCUCCCUCCCCUCCUCCCCCCAGUCCACCUCUUCUCCUGUCUGUACUACAUGGAGCACUUCCACUGGCCGCCCAGUGAUACGGACAGACUCAGCUACGUCCUGGUCACGUUCCACGCUGCCAUGGAAUACAUCCGCGGACCAGACGUUACUCACUUACUUCCAAAGAACACUGUACUGAGCACAGGAGCACUUCUCUCGCGAGACAGAAGGACAGAGAACCACCGAGAGAGGUCGCUGUCCCCCUGCCCUCCCUCUCCCGUCUCCUCCUCCUCCCUCUCCACACUCACCGAGUCCACACCCAGUCUGGACGGAGCCCGAGACGACAAGACUCUCCUCCCGCCUUCUUCCUUGUCACCGGGGCGACGUGGCCACAAGAAACCUCCCGUGAAACACACAGAGUUGGGGCCAUUUCUCUCUCUGCUGGUGGAAAGUGAGGAGACAAUAAGCUCUACCUCUUGGGACCCCUACUCCUAGUAUAUAACUCUCCUCCACCACAGCACAUGAUCAUCAUCAUCUCUUAUACAGUGUGUCUAAUUUAUUACCACAAAAAGUAGAGGUCUUAGAGCAGAUAAUCACACCUUAUUUGCCAUUUUACCGUCUUAAUAUUUAACUUCUUUGAUUACGCCACUUGACACAAUUGCAGCGGAAUAUGAAUGUGAUAAAAUAUCAACAGAUUUACAGUUUUGUACAGAAUUCCCUGAAAAACAUUGUGUCAGUCUGCGUCAACUCUUUACUCUACACGUAUGUUUUGAUGUCCAUGAAAGUGCGCAUGCAAGCAGAUCAAAGGCAAAGGAAUGAGUGUCUUAGAGUUUCUUUGGUGGUACCAUCCACUCCACCGUCUUGGUGAGCAGAAACACAGUACACACACCGAGAGAGGUUUUUACUUCCUCCGGGCAAACUCGGUCGCGGCACGUGACGCAGCUGUUCUUGCUGGCCAGUCGCUGGAAGUAAUAGCUUGGAAACAGCGACAGGUUCUGGCCGCCUUUCGGUGGAGUCGGGUAUCCGUGCUUCUUACACAUGUCAACUCUCUAACUCGUUCGUAAGCCGGCAGACGGGAAGGGACGUUCUGGCACAAACACACGCCUUUCUGUCGUUUAUCAGUCUCCGUGCGGACGAAUCAGAGGCGCCUAUCACUGUAGGCCGCACUCCAGACUCUCCUCGAGAUGUAGGGCAAGCGAAGGAAACUCGAACGACGCGAAAAACCUUCGCCCUUGCCGGUUCCUCAAUCAAAAAUGCUGGUGUGUCCAAGUUUGUUGUUGUGUCAUGAUCACGGGA